Messenger RNA from Bicyclus anynana (squinting bush brown), 3426 nucleotides. RefSeq names its product ubiquitin-like modifier-activating enzyme 5 (gene Uba5). Gene Ontology annotation, cellular component: cytoplasm; cytosol. Gene Ontology annotation, biological process: protein ufmylation. The coding region runs from base 82 to 1260 and encodes 392 amino acids. Lineage: Eukaryota; Metazoa; Arthropoda; Insecta; Lepidoptera; Nymphalidae. The transcript is spliced from 9 exons. The record is from RefSeq and is a predicted model, not a curated record. Gene Ontology annotation, molecular function: UFM1 activating enzyme activity.
GACUUUGACGUUUACAAUUUCGGGUUCAGAGUGUAUCGUGGUCGACUUUUUCAAAUAUUUUGUUUAAUAAUUCUAAUAAAAAUGGAUAAAGUUGCGGAACUAGAGAAGAAAGUAAGCGAAUUAGAAGCUAAACUAGCCGCCGCACAGGGAAAUGUCGGCCCAGUGCGUCAGAAAAUAGACGUAAUGUCUUCUGAAGUAGUGGAUUCCAACCCCUACAGUCGUCUGAUGGCAUUAAAGAGAAUGGGCAUAGUGGAUAAUUAUGAGAAAAUCAGAGAACUAUCAGUAGCUGUGGUGGGAGUGGGCGGGGUGGGCAGUGUCACCGCCGAGAUGCUGACCAGGUGCGGCAUUGGGAAGUUAAUCUUAUUUGACUACGACAAGGUGGAACUAGCAAACAUGAACAGACUGUUCUUUCAACCGCACCAGGCCGGGCUCAGUAAGGUGGACGCAGCUGCCGCUACCUUGCAGGCCAUCAACCCAGAUGUAGCUAUAGAUGCUUACAACUAUAACAUCACCACUGUGGAUAACUUUCAGAAAUUUUGUGAUACUAUAAGCACAGGCAGCUUGACUGGUGGGCCGGUAGAGUUAGUGCUAAGCUGUGUGGAUAACUUUGAAGCUCGGAUGGCCAUCAACACAGCUUGCAAUGAGCUGAACCAGCGCUGGUUUGAGUCUGGAGUCAGCGAGAAUGCUGUGUCUGGACACAUACAAUUUAUAAUACCUGGAGAGACAGCUUGUUUUGCAUGCGCGCCGCCACUGGUUGUAGCGUCUAACAUUGACGAGAAAACGCUGAAGAGGGAAGGAGUUUGUGCUGCCAGCUUGCCCACUACCAUGGGAAUUGUGGCUGGGUUUCUAGUUCAAAACACAUUGAAGCAUUUGUUAAAUUUCGGAAAUGUCAGCAACUACCUGGGAUACAGUGCCUUAACAGAUUUCUUCCCCACUAUGACAUUGAAGCCCAACCCGCAGUGCGACGACUCGUACUGCCGCCGGCGACAGGCGGAGUUCAGCGCUCGGCCCGUCGUGGAGCUCGCCACCGAGGUGACGGAGGACGCGGGCCCCGUGCACGCCGACAACGAGUGGGGUAUCAGUUUACUGGACGAAAACUCUCCCGAGGAAGAAACUCCGAAUCUGAAACUUGUGGACGGUGUUCAGGUGGCAUACAGCGUGCCGGCCGACAGCAGCACGCCGGAGUCCAGCACGGGCGGCGCCGUGGCCGCCUCCGAGCUGUCGCUGGAGGAGCUCAUGCAGCAGAUGAAGUCCAUGUGAACGCGCGCCAGCGCCACGUGCGUGCUGUGCGUGUAAACGCGUCACCGUCAGCGUCACACACGCACUGUUGCUGCUAGGGUUGCCAACCGUAACGCGAGCGUUUUCCAUAAAUUAAAAGAAAUAGAUAAACGGUUCAAUACGCAUGAACCUAUAUGUAUCUUUGUCCUAUUCGUUGUUUAUACAAAGUUGUUAUUUUAUUUUGUUGGUAACAUUUGAUUUUUACUUGAAUUAUUUUUUUAAUUAUUACCCAAAAUUUGAGUGAGAUUUUGCUGCAGGUAGGCUUUAACCACUUCAUAACUAGGUACCGUGAAUUCGUAAAAUCAAAAUUCAAAGCGUCGCUGUAGCGCCAUGCUUUAGGUUUAGGAUUUGCCACUGCAGUAAAAACGACCCGUCCAGUAGGUUUUAAGUUUAUUAACAAACACAUAGUUUGAAAUUGAAAAGUAAUAGAAGUAAAAUCGAGAAUAACGUAAUCUCACACAAAAACAAAUUAAUUAUUUUUGAGACGCACUUUUAAAUAAACAAAAAACAACUUAUUGUGCGUCACGAGCACUAAAACAGCUCUCUUGUCGUAUCUCAAAUUUUAAAUUGAAUAUCUACCAAUUUCAGAAUAUGCCCUAGAGCAACGUUAUAAACUAUUUCUAAACUUGACCUGUUUAAUUAUUUCGUAACCCUAAUUAGCAUUUAUUAACCGUCUUCAAAAAAGGAGGAGGAUCUAUACGUUCAGGCAGGUAUAUUUAUUUUUGUGAAUUGUUUUAAUUAAAAAGUAUCGUUAUUUCCAUAUCAUGUUAUUCCGCAAAGUGAUGCAAUAUAGACGCAUAAUUUUCAGCAGCGAAAAAUUAGGUUAUGAUAAAUGUACAAGUACCUAUUGUAAUUGUUUUUUUAGGGAAAUGCGCUUCAAAAUAUGAAAUAUGAUUAUACAAAAGCGGUGUUAGUGUCGUGAGAAGCUUAUGAGCUUUGAACAUUUAAAUAAUCAUAAUUAUUGUGUUUAUAAAAUCGUGGUUAUAUGGUUUUUAAUCUCAAAAUUAAAUUAUACCUUUUGUUGUAAUGGCUCGUUUUCGCUGACCCAGUGUUACAGAAUCGGCCAUCAUACUUGAUCAGCGCCGUUUGCAUUGAUUCAGUAGAUAUUUUAUAAUAAACUUAUCUUUAAGAUGUUCAUUGUUCACAAAGUUGAUUAUAAUAUGUUAGUUAGUUUUGCCAUCUUUUAACCGACUUCCAAAGAAAAACGUGUCAAUGCUUUUUUUUUCUAAAAACUUGUUGACACGUCCACAUUGUCCAGACGUUAAAAUUGGUGUCGAGCUUGUAGCUUGGUGUAAAACUUGUUCAUGAUAGUUGUUAAAACGGACUUUUACUGAAUCAAAUGGGAUGGUGUUUUAUUACCUACAUAAAGAAAUAAUGUAAAUCUUAUAUUUAAAAUAUUGUUCGCUAGAUACGGAGUGCUAUAACACUUAGGUUCAUUUACACGAGCAGCACGUUGCCAACGGCAGCUGGCAACUAGCUGUAGUCGUCUGCAGUCAACGGCAGUCACCGACUGCAGUCAACGGCACCGAGACGUCGUCGUCGGUAGCAGUUGCUGCUCGUGUAAAUGUACUUAGUCAACUCAUCGCUUGCAUUUGCUAGUAGGCGAGCAUGUUGUGCGUUCAAAUUAAUCAAUUGUAGUUUUUCGAAUAAAAAAAAACAUAUAUUUUACAUACUCGUAUUUGAAAGACCAUUUCUGCAACUCUGUAUUUAACUUGUAAUUAUUAUUACCGGCAAAUUAACACAUUUACUCAUUUCUUAGAGAAUGUAUUAAGCGAUAUUGCAUUAAUUCGGUAGACAAAAUACGAUAGGCAAGUUGGCACUUUUAUAAAAUGGCCUUAAAUAAUUGAUCAUUAUAGUUCUACUAGAUUGAAAAAAAUAUCAUAUUUUUUGGCAUAUGAAAAUUUUAAUUUUUCAAUAUUAUUUGACAAUACGAGCCAAAACGCUGUCAGCCAUGAUAGUGUAUAUUUCAACAGUUUUAUGACGUCACGUUAACUAUUUCUUUACGAAACGAAGCGUUUGGUAAAAUAUUAGUUUGACGUUUAGUAACAUUGUGACGUCACAAAAUUUACGACAGCUUUUUUGACGUUUAUAUUGUUUAUAUUAAAUUUGACAUGAGUCAACUACUUAUUGAACACAAGUCAAAUGUGU